ACCGCCUACCUGGACGGUAUGCGAGGUCUUGUUGCUCUUCUCGUCUUUGUUCGCCACUUUUCACUACCGUGGCAGCCACAUCUGGACUAUGGAUACGGCCAGUAUGGCUCCUACCAUGGACUUCUUCGCUUACCGUUCCUCCGGAUCUUGUUCGCGGGACCAUGGGUACCAAUGAUGUUUGUGGUCUCUGGAUACGUCUUGUCGGCAAAGCCGCUAAAGCUCGCUCGAAACGAAGCAUGGCAGGGUCUCUUCCUUUCGAUGGCGAGCUCGACCUUCCGACGGGCCAUUCGGUUGUUUUUACCGCCGGUCGUUUCGACAUGUGCAGUCAUGCUGAUUGUGCAUCUCGGCGGUUUUAGCUUCGAUUAUGAACUGAUGCCUGGUCGAAACCCCGAACAUCCUGCAGCUCUGGAUUCCGUUGGCGCUCAACUUGGGGACUGGUGUCACUUCGUGCUCUACGAGCUCACCAAUCCUUGGGAUUGGCACCAGCGGCAGCUUAUGGCGUAUGGUCCUCACCUUUGGACCAUUCCUAUCGCAUUUCAGGGAACGCUCGUCGUUUUUCUGGCGUGUCUUGGCCUUGCCCGAACUAGACCUCGGAUGAGGGCAGUGUCCUUGGGCUUGGGCAUUGUAUGGAGCGAACUAUGCGGCAGAAAAUACAUCGCACCAUUUCUUGGCGGCACGUUGAUUCGCGAGUUGAGCUUCUCCAAACAGGCCGCCAGCGGACCAGGUGGAGCCAAGGAGCAUACAACAGGUUCGAUGGUCAGGUCCUCGUUCGCAUAUAUCGGACUCAUGUUCGGCCUCUUUUUGGGAUCCUUUCCGCGGUUCAAUGACCAUGGCCGAGCUUGCACAUUUGGGUGGAAGCUACUAUGCGAUAUCACCCCGAAUUAUCGCUUCUGGCACGGAAUUGCUGCCUUCUGUGUCUUGCUUGCGAUUGAUCAGGAUCGCACGCUGCAACGACCUUUCGAACAUCGGAUUAUUCAGUACAUGGGAACUAUCUCAUUCUCGUUCUACAUCGUGCACGAGCCGUUCCUUCACGUGGUAGCGUUUUACCUACCUGGGUUUUUCUGGACCUGGAUUGGUCAGGAGGGUUGGCUAAGGUAUCAAUGUGGGUUCGCAAUGGGAAUGCUUGCCAGUCUUUUCAUUUUGGUAUGGAUUGCCGAUGUGUUC
Molecule: messenger RNA, 1164 nt
Organism: Zymoseptoria tritici IPO323
Lineage: Eukaryota; Fungi; Ascomycota; Dothideomycetes; Mycosphaerellales; Mycosphaerellaceae
Product: putative acyltransferase
Exons: 1
Biological process (GO): polysaccharide biosynthetic process
Cellular component (GO): membrane
Molecular function (GO): acyltransferase activity, transferring groups other than amino-acyl groups
Source: RefSeq, a predicted model, not a curated record